GUGGAUUCUCCUUUCUAAGUUGAAUAAAUAAAUUACACGGCAAAACGGCAAGUUUGGAAAACACUGGUCGGAAUCUUGUACCUAAUUUUCUCCUAUCAUCGUUGAAACGAAGAACACACACGUUGAUGUUCUUUUCUAAAUCCAACAUCGUAUUUUUCACUUCUCUUCGAUCCGCUCCGUGCUUGACCCUCUGCUUCAGCCACCUCCCCUCGCAGAUUAGGCUAAAUGGCGAGGAUCAAACCUCAGGCUCUGUUACAGCAAAGCAAAAGGAAGAAGGGACCUUCUCGCUUAAGCGCCACCACUGUUUUGUUUUACGCUUUGAUCGUUGUCUUGAUUUCAUUAUUCCUGUUUGCUACAUACAGGCAUUGGUCCAACAGGUCAAGUUUGCAAUCGGAAAAUCACUUGUCAGUCUCUGAGGGUGAAAAUACUUUUGCGGACCCCAAGAAAACAGAGCUACCUGGAUAUGCCGUUUUAAAUACCUCUAAAGGUUCUAUAAUAAUAGAACUGCACAAGGAAAUAGCUCCUGAAGUUGUUGAUGAAUUCAUUGACUUAUGUCAAAAAGGGCACUUCAAAGGGAUGCUUUUUCACCGAGUAAUUAAGCACUAUGUGAUUCAGGCAGGGGAUAACCAAGGAACAACAGCUACUGAAGAUUGGAACUUGAGAGGAAAACACCAUACAAGCAUGAAACAUGAAGCAUUCAUGCUUGGAACUUCCAAGGGAAAACACGUCAACAAAGGAUUUGAUCUUUUCAUUACAACUGCACCAAUACCAGAUCUAAAUGAGAAGCUUAUUGUGUUUGGGCAAGUCAUCAGGGGAGAGGAUGUUGUUCAGGAAAUUGAAGAAGUGGAUACAGAUGAACAUUACAAGCCUAAAAUAUCUAUUGGGAUACUUGACGUGACUCUUAAACACAAUAUCUAAAGGCACUCUGCUAGACCAAGAGCAUAAUGAGCUGCGAUACUUUGCCAAUAUCCUGUUUUGGUACACUGGUCAAAUAUUUUUGUACAGGGAUGAACCUUUAGAAUUUCUCACCUGGGGUGCAUCCUAUCAAGUGUCUGAGCCUUGAUGUUGUUUUGCUAUUGCAUUUUUAGUUGUUGACACAGGGAUUAUGCAAUCUACUUUUCUUACCUCCUGCCAUUAUUUGUUUGUUUUUCGUUUUCUUUUUUCUUUGGAGGGAGGAAGGGGAAGGUUGUGUAGGCAGGGUUUUGCAUUUUGCUUGUAAGGUUUGGUAAUAUCACAUUUUUCAUUUUUAUAUUGGCAUUACUCUAUAUUGGCAGUUCAUUUAUCUCGUGUUUCCAUAAUUUGGUGGGGAGAUUCUGUAACCUUUUUAACAAUUGAUACCCACAUUUCCAUUUGAUUAUAAAAGCCGUAACCAUUUAUGG
This is a messenger RNA of Abrus precatorius (Indian licorice), 1379 nucleotides long. Its product is annotated as peptidyl-prolyl cis-trans isomerase CYP21-4. Gene Ontology annotation, molecular function: peptidyl-prolyl cis-trans isomerase activity. Lineage: Eukaryota; Viridiplantae; Streptophyta; Magnoliopsida; Fabales; Fabaceae. Gene Ontology annotation, biological process: protein peptidyl-prolyl isomerization. The record is from RefSeq and is a predicted model, not a curated record. The coding region runs from base 226 to 918 and encodes 230 amino acids. The transcript has 8 exons.